AAUGCGGGGAACGUGUCGAGCGCAUGACACAGUUCCGUUUUCGGCAGUGACGCGGUUAAUGCUGCGCGCGCACGCGCAGAGCGCCGCGGCCACACCUCCGCGAUAUGAGCGCGCGCACCAAACGUACACAUCGCACACGUGAGUGAGUUCGCGCAGUCGGCGUGCUUGGAGGAUCCGGCCCGGCGGUGUUCGGAUGCGCGCGCGAGACUUAUGACUCUUGCGGGGGCUGCAAAUGGGCGGCACGGGUGGCAACCUCUACCUCAGCAUGUUGACCGGCGCCGCCGAGGCGAAGAGCCCCGAGGCGAACGGACACCUCCACCGCGGCGGGGCCAAGGAGCCGCACGGCCAGGACGCUCGCUUCUACUACCCGGACUCUGCGGCGGGCGGCCAGGACGCCCUGGCGCUCCAGCGGCACUACCACCCGGAGCAGGCGCUCGGCGGCUUCGGAGCGGCGCAGCCGGCCCGCUUUUACGCGCAGACGCUCGGCGGCUGCGCGUACGCGGGCGCGACGGGCUCGCCGCAGAGGAGCGCCGCCCGGCCGGGCUUCGGGGACGCGUACCCGCCCUCGCCGGACAGCUUCGGGGCGGCAGCGGCGGCGGGCUACCAGCGGGCCGCCCUGUACCCGCUGCCCGGCUUGCAGCUGUGCGGCAAGACGCAGGCGCUGCUCAACAACUACCCGCUGUGGGCCAAGUUCCACAAGUUCCACACCGAGAUGAUCAUCACCAAGCACGGCAGGAGGAUGUUCCCAUUCCUGAGUUUCAACAUCAGCUCGCUGGAUCCGUCGGCGCACUACAACGUGUUCGUGGACGUGGUUCUGGCCGACCAGCAUCACUGGCGCUACCAGGGCGGCAAGUGGGUGCAGUGCGGCAAAGCGGAGGGCAACAUGCCAGGAAACAGGACGUACGUGCACCCCGACUCUCCCAACACGGGCGCCCACUGGAUGAGACAGGAAGUGUCCUUCAGCAAGCUCAAGCUGACCAACAACAAGGGCGGCACCAACAACGUGGCGCAGAUGAUCGUGCUGCAGUCGCUGCACAAGUACCAGCCGCGGCUGCACGUGGUGGAGGCCAAGGAGGACGGCACCGAGGACGCCUUCCACGCGUCCAAAGCUCAAACCUUCGUCUUCCCCGAGACGCAGUUCAUCGCCGUCACCGCCUACCAGAACGCCGACAUCACACAAUUAAAAAUAGACCAUAACCCCUUUGCCAAAGGCUUCCGUGACAGUUAUGACACCUUGUACGCACCGCCAGACCCCGAGCGCCUCACCCCCUCCCCCACGGAGAGCCAGCCCCUCCUGCCGGGGGGCUGCUACCCUGCGGGCUACCUGUCCGAGCCGUACAUCAGCCCCCUGCCCCAGAGUCGCUUCUACGGCCGAGAAGCGGCGGCCGGCCAGCAGCCCAAGGACGUCCCCGCCAGUCCGGGACCGCACUGGUACCUGCCGUCCCAGCAGGCCGUCGCCCCCAACCGCCUGGACUUUGCGUCGUCCUUCGAGGGCGACUUCUCCGGCAACGCCCUCUACAAGCCCUUCCCCCUGCAGACCCCCCCGCACCCGGGCCUCAGCUACUAUCCCGAGCACCCGUUCGCCUCCACCAGCGUGUCCACCGCGGCGGGUUGGACCGCCGCCCGGGCCCCGCCUCAGUACCUGGCCAGUAAGCCCGCCCCCAGCCUGGCUUGGUUCCGCCCGCUGUCCUCGUCGCCCUCGUCGCCCGGCAACGCCAGGCUGCACGCCGCCGCGCUGGACCCCCUCCCGCUAGCCGACAAGAGUAAAGACGGCGCCGGGGGCGAGGAGCACUGGCUGGAGCCGACCUCGGUGAAGUCGCCCGACUCGGUGGACUCGACCCCGUUUGAGGCUGGCUCGGGCGACGUCAAGAAGAGGAGGUUGUCGCCCUACGCCUCCAGCACGGAGAACUCGCCGCCGCCCAAUCGCGGUGCCCAGCUGUGCGACAAAGACGCCGACUACUUUGGCUAUUACACCCGCUGAGCCACACUUUUGCCCACCCGGCCCCCUGAGCCACUUGAGCAUUUAUUCAGUAUCCUUGAUAUCCAGCCCAAGGUCCGUGUACUAGUACGCCUUUUGUCCUCACUAGUAAGACAAUUGAGAACAUUUUUGCCACUACUAGUUGACAUUUCUGCAUACCAGUCAGGCAACUGUAGGAAACUAGUAGGAAGGGGUUGAACCGACUACUCGACUAGUCAAUCGGUCAAUUUUACUACACCGCAUCGACGUGUAUUUGUUUAUAUGCCGAACCGUCAAAACGUCUUUACGCGAAACCGUUCCGUGGUGCAAAAAAAAGGUUGGGGACUGCUGUACUGUGCUGAAAAAAUAUCAACGAUCUAAUCGAUUAAUCGACUUUGACACAACUUUCAUCACAUUAUUGUCACGGAAAAACUCACCUACAGUGAACCCCCGCGAAGUGCUGCUGUGAGUAGCGAAAAUCCGCCCACCUCAAAAAGUUUGGAUUUGCCUAGAGAUGCCGUAAGAUGGUGGCAAAGCACUUUUUGCCUCUUGGACCAGGUUAUGGCCUGACGAAAUGAAGCUCCUCCCCUCAGUUCAGUUCAGUUGCUUGGCACCAAGAUGCCAUCAGAUGGCGCCAAAGCAAUAUUUUUAUAUUAGACAUGACUUUGGCCUAAGCACAAAAACAGCGAAUAAUGGAGGACAGCUUCCACCCCCAAAAAAUGUGCAAUUAUGCAAAUUUGUAAAUUUCAAAGAGUGGGUAUCAUUACUAGUAUGAGACAGUCAUUCUACUAGUGCCAUGAAUUGUCUUACUAGUUAGGACAAAACAACAUAAUAACGUCAUAAGUGGCACAAAUUGUGGAAAAAACACAGUAAGACACGGUCGUUCUACCAGGGGUGUAAAUUUGUUUUAGGAUUAAGGGCAAAGAGUCUGCUAGUACCUGGACCUUAAGAUGGACAUCGAAGAUAUCUAGAAUAAAUGCUCAAACGGGUUACCAAUCGCAGGAACACAUUUUCAUGCUUUGACUUUCAGUAUUUGAGGACGCCAAGCGGAUGUGACUGCUCCUCUGGACCAGGGCUUCCUAAACUUUUUGGGUCCAGGGGAGAAUUUUUUUCAAGGACCCCCCCCCCACCCUCCCUCCCUCCCUCCCGCCCUCCUAGUCUUCAAACCAAACAGAACCACCACGUGAAACCCUUAAGAUAAAAUUGUAAUAUUAUGAUGUUAAAGUCAAAGUUUAACAUGGGAACAAAGUCAUAAUUGAACAAGUGAAAUUUAAAUAUAAUUUUUUUUUUUGUCUCAUAAUAUUUUUUUGUCUUUCAUAUGGGAAAAGAGGCUUUUAUUCUCGAAGAAAAAAAAUGGCUCUACAUUCUUGAAAAAAAUAGACUUUUUGUUUUUGUUGUCGCCAUCAUAUCAGAGCUUUUAAUUGGUAGGGGCGAGUCAUCGGUUUAGCAUGUUAGCGAAACAGCGUGUCCAUGAAGUCUCCAAAAUGUAACACAUUUAUUACAAAAGCAAAUGAAUAGACAAAACUCAAAAUGAGACGUAAAUAUUCAUUUUGUUAUUGUUGCCUCGUUUGAUUGACCUUUUUUAUGGGCAAUGUUAAUUGAAGUAUUCGAUUGCUUGCCGCUCAUCAACCGUGGCAAUGACAUCAGUCAUUUUGUUCAUAUCAUGUUUGAUUCAAAUGAUUUAAAAAAAAAAAAAAUGUAACAAUCCUUUUUUUUUUUCUAGUAAAUUAAAGUAAAAAAAAAGUCCAUUUUUUUUUAGAAUAUUAUUAUAAUUUCGCACACGAUUUUGCAGUGGGUUGUUAAUUUUUUUUUUUUUUUCCCAAAACUGUAUAUACCAGACACAAUGAGACUAAACACUGAACAUGUCUAAAAGACUUUGUGGACACUCCCAGUGUGAAAAAUGGUUGGACCGACGCUCAAUUCCUAACGCACCCCGAGGAAACAAUACAGCAGAACAUUUGGAGGAGGUGACAAAACAGAGCGAGAGAACACAGAGGUGAACAUCGAGGCCAAUUGAUGGUUGGUGAAAGUUACCAUAGUGACAGGAGGGGCAGGGAGGAGGUGGGUUUUCAGCCAUCUCUCAUGGUGCGUUUGAGGCCAGCGGGAAAGACGAAUGUUGCAUGUUGCGGUCUGAUCUUCUUCUGUGCGCCAGAAAAAAAAGUGGGUCACUCCAACACCUGGAGCCAAACAGACCCUUGUCACCACCGUAAACAGGAAGUGGGAAGUGACCACACAGACACUAUGUCCCCCAGGGCGGCAGGGGUCUUUCGGGGGCCCUGUCUGUGAGAAAGCGUUCUCCACCCAAGGUUGACUUGUCUGAGCCAAAACUAAACAUCUUGAUCAUCACCGAAUACUUAAUGGUGUUGUUUUUUUUUAAUGCUCAAGGAGGU
Molecule: messenger RNA, 4347 nt
Organism: Phyllopteryx taeniolatus (common seadragon)
Lineage: Eukaryota; Metazoa; Chordata; Actinopteri; Syngnathiformes; Syngnathidae
Gene: tbx21
Product: T-box transcription factor 21
Exons: 6
Coding region: 233-1981 (582 amino acids)
Biological process (GO): lymphocyte migration; cell fate specification; regulation of transcription by RNA polymerase II
Cellular component (GO): nucleus
Molecular function (GO): RNA polymerase II cis-regulatory region sequence-specific DNA binding; DNA-binding transcription factor activity, RNA polymerase II-specific
Source: RefSeq, a predicted model, not a curated record